CCACAAAGUUAUAUCGAAUCCAAGAUGGCGAUGAAUGUUGUGAUCCCAGUUUCGCGAGCACGUCGAUGAGCAAAUUUUGCUGCGAAAAAUUGAUAGCUGGCCAGCAUAUCGUGACACAGUCGUAUGCCAAGGUGCAUCCAGUUUUCGUCGGUGCGUGGAAAAGUUUGUGGAAGUCGUGACGAAUCGGUAGUUGUGUUCUUCUGCCGGAAGUGCAGCUAAAAGUUUUCUCCUUUGAGGUGAAAAAAGUUUCACCUUUCCUGAGCUGCGGUCGAGUUGUGUUUCAAGUGGGAGCAAAGAAGAAGAAUCUGUGUAUUUCUUUAGCUUGGCCGAUCGCCCUUGGUUUCACAAGGCCGAUCGCGGCCGUGGAAGUGUCGGGAAAUUCGUAUUAUUUUCUCGUGGUUUGCUUCUACCGGUUUGAAACCACGGUUCUGAAGUUCAGUUUGAGAUUCCGAUCGAAUUCUAUGUGAGAGGAAGAAAAAGAAGAAAUCUCGGUCUGGACGUAAAAGUUUCACCGAUUUUCGACUCGUUACGUGUGGUGUAUUGGUUUUCUAGUAGAAGAUUAACGCGUGAUUCUAUUAGUCGUGAGAUUUGAGAUCGAGUGCGACCACUUUUAAUUUUUAGAUAUUCGACCAACUCUGUUCAGAAACCGAUCUCAAUGAGUGUGAAUAAAAUAUGUUUAACAUCAACACUAGAGUACUAGACGUACAGUACGGAAGUUCCCAUAACAUUGUUUAAACAUUCGUCAUAACCCAACGAAAGAAAUCAACAAAAAAUUCUCGCCGCGAGAAGAAAGAAGAGUGACUCUAGCCCCUAAACCCUACUACUACGUAACGUUCAUAUUCUAGUAAAUAGUGAUUUUAUCGACGAAUAAUUUAUUUAUUACCCGCGAUAUCGUACCAUAAGAACUCUCAAAGAGUCUAUCUAACUAGUGAAGACCAAACAUCAUCAAUACCACCCGGCACAACGAAUUCGUGUGUGUUUUUGUGCUUCAACCCAGUGAGUUUGACGAAAGGACUGAAUAGUAUAGCCGCCGACUUCUAAAGCAUAAGUAUCCUUAUUAAGUGAUUAAAAAUUGAGCAGAGUAUAGGCAAAGUUCGUUACAAGAUACUAAAGAAGAGGAAGAAGAAAAAUUCCUCAGGCCAUCACCAUCACCGUCACCACCAUCGCCACCAUCCGGCAACGACGGCGGCGACGGCGACGUCUACUAGUACAACCACCAGCACGGACGGCAGCAGUGAUCCCCAGGAAUCACCGCAACCAUCAACUAGUAGCAACAAUACCAGCAGUAGUAGUAGCAACCGCAGCAUCGACACCGGUUCCAGGCGCAACAUGACCACCGAUACGCGACGUCGAGUCAAGCUGUACGCACUGAACGCAGAUCGGCAGUGGGACGAUCGGGGUACCGGACACGUUACCUCCAGCUAUGUUGAUCGCGUUAAAGGUGUAUCCUUGCUGGUCCACGCCGAAAACGAUGGCUCGAUGCUGCUGGAAAGUAAAAUCCACCCAGAUACAAUCUAUCACAAACAGCAGGACACCCUAAUCGUAUGGAGCGAGGGUGACAAUUUCGAUCUGGCGCUUAGCUUUCAGGAGAAGGCGGGCUGUGAUGAAAUAUGGGAGAAAAUUUGUCAGGUACAAGGCAAAGAUCCCUCCGUCGAAAUAACACAGGAUGUUGUGGAGGAAUCGGAGGACGAACGAUUCGAGGACAUGUCGGAUUCGGCACCACCCAUAGAGUUACCUCCGUGCGAGCUGUCCCGACUGGAAGAUAUUUCCGAGGCGAUUGCCAACGGCCUAACGUCACAGAUUCGAAAGGACAAACUAGCACAGACGAUCGAAAUUGAAAACUACAUCAAAAAGUUACUAAAUUUGUUUCACAUAUGUGAGGAUCUUGAAAAUCACGAAGGAUUACACUAUCUAUACGAAAUUUUCAAAAACAUUUUCCUGCUGAACAAAAAUGCCCUCUUCGAGAUCAUGUUCGCCGAGGACACGAUCUUCGAUGUGGUUGGAUGUUUGGAGUAUGACCCGACGGGCAACCCGCCGAAGCAGCAUCGGCAGUAUUUGAAACAGUUGGCUAAAUUUCGGGAAGCUAUACCGAUUCGUAACAGCGAUCUGCUGGCGAAGAUACAUCAAACGUAUCGGGUGCAGUACAUACAGGAUAUCGUGCUGCCGACCCCAUCUCUGUUUGAAGAUAACAUGUUGAAUACACUCUCCUCGUUCAUUUUUUUCAACAAGGUCGAAAUAGUCACUCUGAUCCAGGAGGACGAAAAGUUCUUGGAUGAUUUGUUCACCCUACUAACAGACCCCAACACAACCGACGCAAAGCGGCGGGACAUUAUUCUGUUUCUGAAGGAGUUUUGUAACUUUGCCCAGUAUUUGCAGCCGCAAAGUAAGGAAACUUUCUACAAAACGCUUAUCAGCUUGGGUAUUCUGCCGGCGCUGGAGAUUACGCUGGCUAUCAACGAUAAGAAAACGAAGGCUGCAUCGAUCGACAUUCUGACGACAAUCGUCGAGUACUCGCCAUCGAUUGUGCGCGAUUACACACUGCAGCAGUAUAACAACUCCGACACGGACGAGGAUCAAACCCUUAUCAAUAUAGCGAUCGAACAGAUGCUAUCCGAUUCGGAACCGGAGCUUGGGGGUGCAGUGCAGCUGAUGGGAGUCCUGAGGAUACUUCUCGAUCCGGAAAACAUGCUCAGCUCGGUGAACAAGUCGGAAAAGUCGGACUUUUUAAACUUUUUCUAUAAGCAUAGCAUACAAACUUUGACUGGUAAGAUUGAAGAAUAUCCGUUUCGUUUCCGUCAGCGUCGUGACCGGCAUAUUCUGGUUGUUUCCGCAGCUCCUCUCCUUCUAAACACCCUCACCGAUAAGCCAGCCAACGAAGACUACCACACGGUGCAACUUCUGGGUUUAGUACUGGAGCUGUUGUCGUUUUGCGUGGAACACCACACCUACCACAUCAAGAAUUGUAUCAUCAAUAAGGAUCUGCUGCGACGAAUAUUGGUACUAAUGAAGAGUACACACACGUUCCUGGUCCUGGGUGCUUUACGAUUUCUGCGGAAAAUCAUCGCACUGAAAGAUGAGUUCUAUAAUAGACACAUCGUGAAGGGCAAUUUGUUUGCACCGGUGGUGGAUGCCUUCAUCCGGAACAACGGUCGGUACAAUCUGCUCGAGUCGGCAAUCCUGGAGCUGUUUGAAUUCAUCAAGAUCGAGGACAUCAAAUCAUUGUACACGUAUUUUGUAGAGAGUUUUGGCAAAAUCUUCGAUGAUGUGCAGUACGUGCAGACGUUCAAGACGCUAAAGAACAAGUAUGACCAGCAGCAGGACCGACUGAAGGAGAAGGAAAAAGGUGGUUUAGACAGCGUGCCCUCAAUUUUACGGAACAGCAGCCGGUACCGGCGAGAUCAGAGACAGGUUGACGAGGAAGAGGAAAUAUGGUUUAACGAAGAGGAAGACUUUUCCGACAACAAAGCCGGUUCACCCGAACUGGAUACUAGCUUAGGUAAAAUCUUCGACAAGAAGUCUCCCGAAUCGUCUCCGACAGCCACCUCCGUAAAUGGUCCCAAAUUCAGUAGUAACAGUACUAGUAAUUCGGCGACAUCGCAGCAGUCUCCACUGGCCCAGCUCCAAACGAGUCCACCAUUGAACAACAACAACAGUACCGACAUCAACAGUAACAGCAGUAGCACGGAAUCGUCGGAGGAAGCUGCUUCCACUAUUCCCCAGCAUCCGUUGGCAGUAGCAGCGGCAGCGGCAGCAGCUGUAGCCGCAGUUGCGGCGGCUUCCGUCAAUUCAGCUUCCUCCUCUGCCACCUCCUCUAGCAGCAGUACAGCUUCCACAAAGGGUGAUUCGGUAACGGAAGAUGCUCCACUAGUUGAUUCGGACAGUUUGCUGUAUACGAGCGGUGAACUUCUUUCGGACAACUCACACGAAGCACCUGUCGCAACAACGACAACCAUCACGGACCCGAUCGAAGGGGAGGACAGUUGCAGUCCAACCAAGUCGUUUGAGACCGAUUCACUACAAAGCACAGCCAGCGAUGGUAGCAGCAGUGUGGACGAUUGUACUAGUUCAUCUAGCGAAGCCAUUGAAUCUCUCGUGUCCACCGAAAUAGAGCCAAUGAAACGAUUAGUUGAGGAUAGCAGUGCCAACGUCGUGCCGUCGGAACAGUUAGAGGAUGUGCGACAAAAUCGUAGUGACGAUGCUGGUAGCAGUGAUGUACUGGAGAAUAGUUCUUCGGUUAGCAGCAACAGUAGCAGCAGCAACAGCAGCAGUAAUGGUGAUAUUGAAGCUUCAGCAACGUCGUUGGUGUCCUCCGCGACGAUACCGAAUGCCGUCGAUGCGGCGCCGGAUGUUACCGAACCAGACACAGAUGGAGCGGUGGAUGUCUCUGCACCGGCGGCUGCUGCUGUCGUGAAUACCCUCAAGAAGGCACUUGUGGACUACGAAGGCGAUUCGGAUGAUGAGGACGAUGACGACAGUGACAGUCCCGUACAUAAAAAGGCGAGAAUAGCAUAGCAUCAUAAUCGUUACCGACUACAUUGUCAACGUCGGGAACACCUAAACCAUAAUCAUAACCAUAGCCAUCAGCAGCAGCAACAGCAUGUCGUCGACUUUGCUCGCGAAGCUACCCCUGACAACGCCGGUGAAGACGUUCCGCUCGAUGCUGCUACACAUUCACAUCCUUAACGACCGCAACAUCAACGGCUGAAACAAAAAAAAUUAUACAUAAAUCUUAUAAAUACAUGUGUAUCUAGAAAUAACAUUCGGUAAUUUAACGGAAAAACCGGGGAAGAAGAAAAUAGUCUAAAACUGGCAAAAAGAUAUCCAAAAAAGGUAAUUUGGCAUAGAGAAGUACACCCGUUUCCUUCUUUGUUUAGGAAACAGCAGAAUAAGUUUGUUCAGAAAAGCGAGAGAGAGAAAAAAAAACAAACAACUUUUAAUUAUUAUGCUGGAUAAUAAUUAAUGAUAUAGUUUAACUUGAGAACAAAUAAGAUAAAGAAAAAAAACGGAUAAACUGAGUACGAGUAAGUCUAAUUCAUAUUACUAGAAUUGAAAAUCAAAUACAACAACAUACAACUGCGGAAAACUACACUACUAUUACUAUUGCUGUGAAGUGAAACUCGCUGCAGAACUAAAUGGCCGGCCGAACGGAAAAAGGUAGAAAAUAUAUACAAAUCAAACACCUUUCGGUUGCAGAAGACACUAACAGUUUUAGUCACAAGGAGAUGUAAAAAAAACUUGUAUGAGCAAAAUUAUCCGAAAUAAGAACACGAUUUUUCCAAACGAUCAGAAGCUUUUCGAAACACGUUAUUCGGCGAUAAGAAACAUUAUUGAAGCUGCUAGAACUUGAGAAGUGCGCUGGUAUUUCGUGUAUUUUGUGACACUCUCAUCACAAAGUAAAAUAAACAAAAAGUCUACUCACUCCAGGAAUGCAAAAUAUUCGGCGUAUUAGUCGGACGACUAUUGAAAAUAUUAAAACAAAAUAACAAAAAAAACUAAAAUGGUACUGGAGUUAAAACAUGUUGAAAUUUAAAAGAACAAGAAAACAGAAAAAAAAACAAACAAACUGGAAUCUAGAAUAUAAGGCAGACACAACUGUGAGAGUGUGAGUUAGCUGGAAGAUCAUUUCCUGGUUUCCUCGAACUGUGAACGACGAACUCCCUCAGCUUUAGAAUCGAAUUCGGCAUAUUUGUUCUCUUUGUAUGUAACCAAAAAAGUAUCACGCAAACCUAGCACUUCCCAAGCGGAAAGGCUUUUUACUUAGCUGGGCUUCGAAGUUUUUUUUUAAACUUUUUUUCCUAAAUAACUCGAGAGACGGGAAAAUGGAUGCGCUAGUUUUCAUUUACCUUUCUCUCCAUGGUUCUCAAAAAAAAAAACAUCUAAUUUUCUUUGCAUGAACAGCUUUCGAAUAGUAUAUUUCCAAGAAGUAUGCUCUCCCAGACCUGUUCGCAUGCGCUGUAGUCGAAAUGUUUCGAUAUCUUUCGCUUGUAAAUAGUAGUUACUCAACUGUAAUUAGUACUAAGUCAAAUUCUCGUAGGAAAUAUAAAAAAUAUACGAAUAAUCUAGCGCGUAAGUAGAGCUGUAAAUGUUUAAAGGAACAAAGAAAAAAAAGAUUAGACAACCAAUCAAUUCCCGCAAGUUCGGAUGAACUUUCACUCCCUACCGAAAGACCGGUAUAAGCAAACAGCCUUUCCGCUUAUGUUAAAGUAUCAAAAAGCGUUAAUUUUGCUUACAGGCGCCUCCACAGUACCGCAUUUUUGAGCGCUGACAUCGUCGCUCGCGAGUGAAGUAACUAUAGAGAACAACCAACUGUUAGUUGAGAGGGAUUCCGUUUAAUGAAAUGAAUAAAAGGAAUUAGAAAAAAAUACAACUUUUUACAAGAGCUAAAAUGAGAUGGAAAAGUGAAUGAGAAAAAUAAUACACAAAAAAAUAUUUAAAACAA
Malaya genurostris is the source of this 6439-nucleotide messenger RNA. RefSeq names its product serine/threonine-protein phosphatase 4 regulatory subunit 3 (gene flfl). The record is from RefSeq and is a predicted model, not a curated record. NCBI's taxonomy places the organism in Eukaryota, Metazoa, Arthropoda, Insecta, Diptera, Culicidae. Bases 1330 to 4512 code for a protein of 1060 amino acids. Gene Ontology annotation, molecular function: protein phosphatase activator activity. Gene Ontology annotation, biological process: protein dephosphorylation; DNA damage response. Gene Ontology annotation, cellular component: nucleoplasm; protein phosphatase 4 complex. The transcript has 9 exons.